This is a messenger RNA of Aedes aegypti (yellow fever mosquito), 668 nucleotides long. RefSeq lists its product as uncharacterized. NCBI's taxonomy places the organism in Eukaryota, Metazoa, Arthropoda, Insecta, Diptera, Culicidae. The record is from RefSeq and is a predicted model, not a curated record. The transcript has a single exon. Bases 42 to 548 code for a protein of 168 amino acids.
UGAAUUAUUACAGUUCACUCGAACUAAGAACUCAGCGCAUUAUGGAACUACAAGCAAUAGUUGUGGCCCUCUCGGCUAUGCUGCUGAUCGUGGCUGCUGAGUCCGAUAUCAACGCCACCGAAGUGGAAAAAGCUAUACACCAACAAAGUGAAGCAUUCCUGGAAAGUAUCUACGCUGCGGCAGGUGAAUCGCAACCGGACGGGUCGAUGGAUGUAAUUGAAGAAUUAAUCACAGCUGCCGCACCGGAAUCAAUCCGUCAGGACGUGGCCAAGGAACUUAAGGCCGAUGGUAACGGAGCCUUGUCGGACGGUUUGAAGGAACGCAUCAAUCAUUACGUUCUCCAGUGGUCUCUGCAGUACGUUCCGGAAGAUUUGCAGAAGGAUGUCUCGGAGGCUUUGGAAGAGUAUCAGACCACUGGACGAGUAUCUAACAACAAGGAACGCAAUGAACGUGUUCGCCGUUACCUUGCAGUAUUGAGCAAUGGCCGAAACAAGCGUGGUUUCUGGGGGAAAUUGUUCAAAACUAUAUUUGGAUUUAUUUCAGGCUAGAUUUGGUAGAUUGAUCAUUUGGUAUCGUCAGUUGCAAACUUUAAAAAACUCGACGCAUUAACCUUAUAAAUUUCAUUCAAACAAUUCAAAAAUAUAUUUGGAAUUGGAGUAAUACAAUAA